Messenger RNA from Oncorhynchus masou masou (cherry salmon), 696 nucleotides. RefSeq names its product tetratricopeptide repeat protein 27-like. NCBI's taxonomy places the organism in Eukaryota, Metazoa, Chordata, Actinopteri, Salmoniformes, Salmonidae. The record is from RefSeq and is a predicted model, not a curated record. The coding region runs from base 105 to 422 and encodes 105 amino acids. The transcript has 5 exons.
GGUGCUGCUGACUCCUCGGGUCCUGGACCUGCUGGGUGGAGGAGACUGCAGCGAUGGAGGUGCCAUUGAUGCCUACCUGAAGAGACGGGUCCUGGCCUACCUCGAUGACAGCACAGAGGAGGACAAGGCUGACGGGUAGAAACAAUAUCUGGGGAGAUUUCCCUGUUGGCCCAGGCGGUUGCCAGCCUUCACCUCUUUGUCAGAGUAACUGGACAGGUCCCCCUGUCACCAUCCAUGUCCCUGACCUGCUGGCCCAGGCCCUGCUAUCCUCAUUCACUGAGCCUGGGGCCCUGACCUCAGCCCUGCUCGGCAGUCUUCUACUGGAUGGAGAGUCUGUGUACAGACUGGUGUGGAACCCCUUCCUGCUGCUCGCCAGCAUCAAACUGGUCAACUAUGCUAUCAAGCUGGACAGCCUUCAGUAAUGACGUGUGAGCCGCUGUUCUCUGAUGGAACCCUCCAGAACUGUCCAUCCAGUUCCACCAUGAAUGUGGCUUCACCUCUCUGACCUACUAUGAGAACAACCCAGCCAAGGAGCACUUCCAACGGGCCAAGGAACUCUCCUAAUUGGCCUAGAGAUGAACAUGAUAGCAGAACUUCCUUGCCCAGCUGAUCCUGGAUGUCAAGAGUAAGGAGGAUACCCCAGCUCCCGAGCUAGACGUUGAGCUGACCCUCUCCCCCGCCCCACUGGCCUGCCUG